AUGCCAUUCAUCCCUUAUCUUACCUUCCCUGCGUCUAUCUUUUCUUCCCCCACGCUCAGCACUCUCCUUCCCCUUGUGCUCGGGUUUGGCCCGGGAUUCAUCAUCGAAUCUUCCUCAAAGGAUAAAAAGAACGGUUUCGCUGCGAUAGAAGCCAGAUUCAAUGCGCUCCGAAAGCCUCCACUGAGCCCGCCCGGUUGGAUCUUCCCGAUUGUAUGGGCCCUUUUAUAUCCCUCCAUGGGCUAUGCUGCCCACAGGGCAUGGACGACAGGCAUGGCAUCUGCCAAUCCAAGCGUGCACGACAUCACACAACGAGGAGCGACACUCUACACACUUCAGAUUGCAGUGAACAUGUGUUUCACACCUUUGUACUUUGGGCUGGGAAAACCGGUCGCGGGUUUUAUUGACAUCGCUACUCUGACGGGCAUGGUCUACUAUCUGGCAUAUCUGUGGAAGGAGGUGGAUUCAACAGCAACUUAUCUUCUUAUCCCUUAUAUGGCCUGGUUGAGCUUUGCGACGUAUCUAUGUGCCGGCCAGGGAUAUAUGAAUGGUUGGAAUUUUGAGAAAGGUGGAAAGAGAGAGGAAGGCAAAGCGGAGUAG
Endocarpon pusillum Z07020 is the source of this 597-nucleotide messenger RNA. RefSeq lists its product as uncharacterized. Gene Ontology annotation, cellular component: mitochondrial outer membrane. The coding region runs from base 1 to 597 and encodes 198 amino acids. The record is from RefSeq and is a predicted model, not a curated record. Lineage: Eukaryota; Fungi; Ascomycota; Eurotiomycetes; Verrucariales; Verrucariaceae. The transcript has a single exon.